UGAAAUGUUUGAAGAACUGAAUAGAAAAACAAGUCAGAGCUCUACAAUUUCUGGAUUCUGUCUGAUUUUUUUUGUCGCAAACCAACACUUGGUGUCAGGAGUGGGAUGCGAUGCCGAUGUCCAGAUAUGCGCUAAUUAUGGGUCCAAAGCAGCAGACGAAAAGCCUCUAAGUGGCAGAAGCAGCGCCAGUGGAGGAGCCAGAGCAGGAAGGAGCUACAGGUCAGUCCAGUGAUGAAACAGCAUCUGUGGACAUGAGCAACAUUGCUGGCAUGCUGGAAAGAUGUCUUCAGUUCCAGAGUGACUUUGUUGAAAGGUGGGACAAAGAAAAGAGUAAGCAAGAAAGGAGAUGGCACCAGAUACAAGUGGAAGUUGGCAAUCUGAGAGAUGAUCUGGGGAAGCAGCAGAAGACUGAAGAUGAAGCUCAAGCCGGCCCCUCUUUAGAAGCAGAUGUAGAGCCAGCUUCUCAGCAUCAAUCUAAAGGUGAGCCAGUACAAAGUGCAUGGACUCAAUCGGAUAUUCCAAAGUUUGAGGAGGGAGAUGACAUUGAACAAUACCUGACAACCUUUGAAAGGUUAGCAACAGCAUACCGGUGGCCCGAGAGGGACUGGGCAAUAAGGUUGGUACCUCAUCUCACCGGUAGGGCCCGAGCAGCAUAUGUGGCUAUGGCUGCAGAGGAUUCUUGUGAUUAUGCUGAAGUAAAGGCAGCCAUCUUAACAAAGUAUGAGAUUAAUGAAGAAAUGUACCGACAACGAUUUAGAGAGCCGGAGGUCCGUGUGAAUGAAACCCCCCGAGAGUUCUAUAACCGUCUGAAAGACCUUUACCUGAAAUGGAUGCAACCUCAGGGAAAAAGAAAGGAUGAUAUUGGGGAGAUUCUCAUCUUGGAACAGUUCUACAGUUCUUUGUCACCAGAGCUGAGAAUAUGGGUCAAAGAGAGGAACCCAGCAUCGGCACAAGAAGCAGCAGAACUUGUUGAAAACUUCUUGGCUGCAAGACGGGGACCAAAAACCUUCCGACACAACCUUCAACAGAAGGCCAGCUUAAUGCAGGGUCUACAGAUUGUUGGGCAUAAAGGAUAUUCGGACCACCCCCUACCAUCCACAGACUGAUGGGCUGGUGGAGAGGUACAACAGGACAUUAAAGAUUCCACAGGCAUCCACUGGCUUUUCUCCAUUUGAACUUCUGUAUGGCAGGCAGCUGAGGGUCCCUCUGGAUGUUCUUCAAGAGUCCUGGGCUGGCAUGAGGGAUCAGUCAACCAAUGUCAUCAGCUACAUUUUAAAUAUGAGACAGAAGAUGGAGGAGACAACCAACCUCGUCAGAAGGCACCUGGAGAAGGUUCAACAGCAGCAACAGACCUGGUAUGAUAAAAUGGCCAGGUGCAGAUCCUUCAAACCAGGUCAGAAGGUUCUUUUAUUACUUCCAACAUCUGACAAUAAACUUUUAGCAAAAUGGCAGGGGCCAUACACUGUUGUAAAGAAGCUAAGUGCUACCACCUAUGAGAUUGAGAUGCCUGAAAGAAGGAACCCAAAGCAAACCUUUCAUAUCAAUCUGAUUAAAGAGUGGAAAUCCCAGGCUCUGCCCCUUAGUCAUCAGUGCUUUGUGCAUGCUGUGGAAGAGGAAGAUGAUGAUGAGGCUGAGAUGCCAUCUGUAAAAGACUCUGUUAUUUCACUUGACCUCUCUCAUCACACCCUCACCAGCAACAGGAGUUGGAGGACAUUAUUUCUUCAGAUCUCUUCAAAGAACAACCAGGUUCAACAGUCUUGGUAGAACGCGAUAUUCAUCUGAAGACCAGUGUCCCCAUUCGGCAACGAAUGUAUCGUAUUCCAGAGAAGAUGUCUCCUGUAUUGAAGGAGGAAAUUGAGGUCAUGUUGAAGCUUGGCAUGAUUGAACCAUCCACCAGUGAAUGGAGCAACCUGGUGGUUUUGGUAAUCAAGAAGGAUGGGAGCAUCUGUUUUCGUAUUGACUUUAGAAAGGUAAAUGCUUAAUCAGAUUUUGAUGCCUACCCAUUACCAAGGUUGGAUGGUCUCAUUGAAUGUGUUGGGCAGGCUAAAUAUAUAAGUACCUUAGAUCUUUGCAAGGGAUAUUGGCAGGUUCCUCUGACAGAUGCUAAGCCUGUCACUGCCUUUAGGACCCCGCAGGGAUUAUGGCAGUUUACGAAGAUGCCUUUUGGACUUCAUGGCGCACCCGCCACAUUUCAAAGACUGAUUAAUAAGGUACUGUCAGGUAUGGAGUCAUUUACUGCAGCUUACCUUGACGAUAUUGUCAUUUACAGCAACUCAUGGCAGGAACAUUUAAUUCAUAUGAGACGGGAAAUAUCUAAAACUAUUUUAUUAGAAUUGUAUAUUCGCUAUGGGAGGAUGGAGAAUUGCCAAAACUUUGGAAAUAAGCAGUGAUUAUACCAAUUCGAAAAUCAGGGAAAGAUUAAUCAAAACCAGAAAAUGAUCGGCAUAUAGCUUUAACAUCCAACAUAUGUAAAAUAAUGGCGAGAAUGAUAAAUAAAAAAUUGUUACAUGGAAAA
This is a messenger RNA of Girardinichthys multiradiatus, 2515 nucleotides long. RefSeq lists its product as uncharacterized. The record is from RefSeq and is a predicted model, not a curated record. Lineage: Eukaryota; Metazoa; Chordata; Actinopteri; Cyprinodontiformes; Goodeidae. The transcript is spliced from 3 exons. Bases 252 to 1106 code for a protein of 284 amino acids.